This is a messenger RNA of Rhagoletis zephyria (snowberry fruit fly), 1684 nucleotides long. RefSeq names its product hyaluronan synthase-like protein kkv (gene kkv). The record is from RefSeq and is a predicted model, not a curated record. NCBI's taxonomy places the organism in Eukaryota, Metazoa, Arthropoda, Insecta, Diptera, Tephritidae.
CUCCAAUACUAACGCGCCGCUUGACAAUGCGCGCCGAAACGAUACGCGCGCUUGAAGUGCGUAAGAACUCGGUGAUGGCGGAGAGACGCAAAUCUGCAAUGCAAACUUUAGGCGCGAAGAAUGAAUAUGGCAUCACAACUACAGCAGCGUUGAACAAUAAUGGCGUCAUACCGAACCAGCGCAGUGGACGCAUCUCUAAUGCCGGCAUAAGCAUCAAGGACGUCUUUAAUGCGAAUGGUGGACCAGGCGAGCCAAUAUAUGGUUCCAACGGUGGUGGUACCAUCAACCAAGGCUACGAACAUGUACUCGAAGACGACGAUCGAAACUCGUUGCGACUGACUCCGCGCAAUCCCAAUCAACAAGUGUCAUGGGGACAGAAUACCAGCAACACAGGACGAUUAUAAGAACGUGUACAUUUUGCCACAUUGCUAGCCUGAGCUCAGUUUGUUGUUGUUGUUGUUGUUAUUGAAUUAAAACAAAAGGACUUGUUAGUUAUUGUUACUAUUAGAAUUUUAAGUUCACUGUCCCAGAUACUUCCAAAUAUCGUAUUUUCCGUACUGUAAUGUACUUAAGAGACUUUUGUGGCUCCAUAAACUACAGAAAUUGGUGUUUCUUGAAAAGUUUACCUCGACAAAACGCCUAAAUUUAGUCAAGUUGCUAACACUGUCACAAAAUCGACUACUCGUAUUGUGGAGCCAAUUCGUUCAUAGCUCUUCGAAAAAUAACAUUUACUGCCGGCUCUUUAAAGAAAAAUAAUAAAAAAAUAGUAUGUAUAUCGAGUAUUUUUUUCAUAUGAAUUUCUACUAUCUUCAUACGUAUGUACUUUUACCUACAUAUUUAUAUCUUUAUGUUACCUAGUUAUUUAGGUUAAGGCACAAUCUUGUAUAUUUGUAAAGUUAUGAAUUUACACUUUUGUGUAUUGUAAAUAUAACAACGAAUAUUUUAGCUAAUCACACUGCCCGCUCACGUGAGUGACUUGUUGAUGAAUAAAUUUAUUAAACAAAUGUAGGUAUGUAUCGUCAAAUUUACAUAAGACAAAGUUUGACGUAUACAGGCAGGUUCUGCAAUUGACUCCGAGUGAUUUUCAAUAAAACUCACUUCGAAUUCAACGCUCAGGGUCCUGUGCUUCACUUUACGAGUUUUAUUCCCACUUUCUUUCGGAUUCCAGAACCUGCCUGUAAAAUUCGGAAAGUGCAACACAAACCCCGAACUCUGGAUUCAAAGCGAGUUUUGUUCAAAUUCACGCGGAAUUGUAGAACCUCCCUAAUAGACUUUGUAGAAAGUCAUUGCAAUGCCAGCUGUUUGUAAAUUUAAAGUUUAUAGCGUUUGUCUAGUAAUUUAGUAUGUAAAUUUUUUUAGUUCUUACUUGAAUUUUUAUGUAGUAGAAUAUUUUUUUUAUUUGCACAAAAAUUGUUGUUAUUGACAAAAAAUACUAUACUAAUCUUAAUCUGUGUUUACCUACUUGGCGUGCAUAGAUUUGUAUUGUAUGUAUGUUUAGUCAAGGAACAACAGUACCCGUACCAGUGUAUAAAUCAUGGAUAAUACUCAUUUGUCAAUUUAUGUGAAAUCACAUAUUUUAUGCAAACUAUAUUUUAAUUUUGUAUGCAAUUUUUAGUUGAUAUAGUGCGUACAUAUAGAAUAUAUAUUUUGUAUAUGUGAUUAGCUAUUUUGUAUAUGAAAUUUA